Messenger RNA from Phlebotomus argentipes, 5710 nucleotides. RefSeq names its product serine-rich adhesin for platelets (gene Mur89F). Gene Ontology annotation, molecular function: chitin binding. Bases 1 to 5223 code for a protein of 1740 amino acids. The record is from RefSeq and is a predicted model, not a curated record. Gene Ontology annotation, cellular component: extracellular region. Lineage: Eukaryota; Metazoa; Arthropoda; Insecta; Diptera; Psychodidae. The transcript has 6 exons.
AUGGCGCCUCCACUGCCGCUCAAAUUUGCCUUCUGUGCCAUCCUCACUCUGGCUCUCUUGAGAACGACCUCAGCACAAGAUUUGAUUGUAUUCGGUGAUUCCCACAGUCGCACACGGAAUGCGAAAAAGAAAGAAAUACUUGAGGAAAAACAAGGAGUUUCAGUAAAAGUCCUGUCUCGGUGUAUUGGUGUCAGUGGUGAGAAGGUGCCUGGCUCCUCGGCAGAAGAUUCAGAAGAGGAACGAGCAGAUAAAUCGGCGAUUGAACUGCCCACUUUGGCGAGGCUGCGAUCCAGCGUCAGCGCCGCGAAUGGCAAAACAGCGCCAGUGUAUUGUUGCGACUCACCUCGUCCACGCACACAGAUUUUCGUCCAACUGGCCACUCAGCUCAAACCGGCCCCAACGCACUUGACAUUGCGACUGACUCCACCACCAGAUGGUUCGGCCACUUUUCACACUGCAACUGUGAAUGAGGCUAAAUUCUCGCCCAGUCAAUCAAAAGUAAUUAGUUUCACCCCAUUUCUCGCCCGCAGCUCCUUUAAUCUCCAGAGGCGCUACACUUCCAUCAUCCCACCAACUAGUUUUCCCAUAACAGGACUUUAUUUAUAUCCGCCAAAGUCAUUCAAGUGCGAGGGUGAGGGAUUCCACCCAGACCCCGACGACUGUGCCGUCUUCCAUCGCUGCGUCGACAAUGGCAAUGGAGGACUAACAGACUACUCCUUCCUCUGUGGCCCGGGAACCGUCUUCUCGUCGACCAACAAUGUGUGUGUCCAUCCCAGCGAUGCUGACAACGAGAAAUGUGGUCCGGCGUCGAACUCCGUUGACCCGGAAUCCGAGCAACAGGACGCCCCAUCCUCAUCGACGACUACAACCACCACCACCACUACCACCACAACGACCUCCACCACUCCAAAGCCCAGCCACUCCCAGGAACCGACAGCUGAGCCAGAGCCAGACGCUGAGCCUGUCCCGGACACCAACGACAACGAGGGUCUCUGCAAGAGUGAUGGCUACAUCGAGCAUCCGACGGAUUGCCACAAAUUCUACCAGUGUGUAUCCAACGAGGAUGGAACUUACAGACGCUACGAAUUCACGUGUGGCGCAGGCACUGCAUGGGAUCAAAACAUUCAAGGAUGCAACCAUGAGUAUCUGGUGGAGAGUUGCGGCGGACGUGCUUCUACCACCAUGAGUGACGAAUAUUACAGUACUUCGUCCUCCAGCAUGACGUCAUCUUCCUCACAAAAUACCAGCAGCACUUCAAGUAGCUCAUCUAGCAGCUCCUCUAGCAGCUCUUCGAGUAGCUCUUCUAGCAGUUCCUCAAGCAGUUCCUCCAGCAGUUCCUCUAGCAGUUCUUCUAGCAGCAGCUCUUCCUCGUCUACUAGCCAAUCUUCUACUGAGCAAAGCAACUCUACCUCGUCAUCUUCUACUUCUGAGAGUAGUCAAUCUGGAUCAGAAUCGUCAAGUAGCAGUUCAUCAUCAGGAUCAGAACAAACCAGCAGCCAGACUUCAUCAGGAUCAGAGAGCGAACAGAGUCAAUCCUCCACAAGUUCAGGAUCUGAAAGUAGCAGUUCUACGAGUGAAUCUCAACAAUCUGGUAGUGAAUCUUCAUCCGGAUCUGAGAGCUCAUCUAGUAGUUCAUCAGGAUCUGAGAGCUCUUCUAGUAGUUCAUCUACGGAUCAAAGUAACAGUGAGACAUCGUCAAGCUCCGGCUCGGAGAGCAGUUCUUCGAAUCAAACUAGCAGUGAAACCUCGUCCGGAUCGAGCAAUCAAAGUUCUUCAACAUCAGAAGAAACAAGCAGUCAAUCGUCUUCGGGAUCAGAAAGUUCAAGUAGCUCUUCAACGGACAGCAGUCAGUCAUCUUCUGGAUCUACUUCAGAAAGUGGUUCUUCCAGUUCUAGUAAUACUACAUCUACUGGCAGUGGCCAAGAAAGCUCAGGAUCCGAUGGAUCAAGUUCAUCGGGACAGUGUGAAAGAGACGGAUUUAUGGGCGAUCCUGAGGAUUGUCGCAAGUUCUACCGCUGUGUAGACAAUGGCAAAGGCGGAUACGAUAGAUAUAAUUUCACUUGCGCUGAAGGAACUGUGUGGGAUAGCACGCAAGACACUUGCAACCACGCGUGGGCGGUCAAGGAUCCCAAGUGUGGAACAGGAUCUAAUACAGAUUCAGGAUCAGGGGGAGAAACAAGCACAUCGGCACCAGCUUCCACUUCCUCUCAGGCGCCUUCGUCAACAACUACCGCAGCUUCCUCAUCAUCAACCACCACUGCAAGUACCACCACUGCAAGCACUACCACUGCAAGUACUACCACAGCAAGUACUACCACUACUGCAUCAACUACAUCAUCUCAAGCAACACAGUCUACAACGUCCAAACCACCAUCAUCCGAUGGACAAUGCCACGAAGAAGGAUUCUACCCUGAUGAGAGUAACUGCAGAAACUUCUACAGAUGUGUAGAUGAUGGAAAUGGAGGUUACACUCGAUACAACUUUACGUGCGCUGAAGGAACUGUGUGGGAUACAGCAACAACAACCUGCAAUUACCCAUCUGAUAGUGCUCCGCCUUGCGGCACAGGAUCAUCUUCUGGAAGUUCAUCAACACCACAGCCCGAAGGAUCUUCAUCAAGUUCACAGCCUACUGAGAGUCAAACUAGUUCCACGACACCAUCUACCACCACCACAACUGGUACAUCUGAGGCAACAAAGGAGCCUGGAUCUUCAUCUGCUGCCACUGAAUCAACCACGCCUCCCUGUAAAACGGAGUCAACUACAGCCACCAGCUCACAACCGGCCGGUACGGAAUGUAAAGGCGAAGGCUUUAUGGCUGAUCCAAAAGAUUGUCACAAAUUCUAUAGAUGCGUAAGUGAUGGCCAAGGUGGAUACACGAGAUACGACUUCACAUGUGGUCAGGGAACAGCAUGGGACGAGACAGCACAGACUUGUAACCACGAAGAUUCCGUUGAACGAUGCAAUGGAGGAACAUCAAGUCCUCCAUCUUCAUCUUCGUCAGCUCCACCAUCAAGCACGACCACAUCUAGUAGUUCUGCGGCACCGUCUGAAAGUACUACAUCGGCCCCACCAAGUUCCACUACGACAACACAGUCGUCCUCCAGUGCUCCACCUCAGACCACAAGCACACAGCAACAAACAACAACCAGCAGUAGCACAACGAGUGCACCACCUUCUUCAUCCUCUACAACAUCCUCUCCUUCGACUGGAACAUGCGAAAGGGAAGGAUUCUUCGGAGAUCCUAAUGAUUGCCACAAGUUCUACCGAUGCGUUGAUGACGGAAAUGGUGGAUAUACAAAACAUGACUUUGUGUGUGGAGAAGGAACUGCAUGGGACGAUCAACUGCAAACAUGUAAUCAUGAGAAAGAUGUCCCAACCUGUCAAAAUCAAUCAGGAUCAUCGUCAGCUCCACCAAGCACAACUACAUCAUCAUCUUCCAGUACGGAAUCCACACCAACCAGCAGUUCGUCGUCAUCAGCACCUCCAGAAAGUACUACAACAACAGCCUCAACCACAUCUAGUACCACAACAGCCUCAACUACAUCUAGUACCACAACAACACAGUCAUCAACAACUACUUCCUCGACUACAACAAGUUCUUCAUCAAGUACUGAAUCAACAACACAAUCUUCAUCGGAACCACCAUGUGGAAAUGCAACAAGCGAGAUUAAGUGCGAAACAGCCGGUUUCUUCCCGAAUCCUGAUGACUGUAAGAAAUUCUAUCGAUGCGUUGAUUGGGAGAACAACGGAGAGAAAUUCUCGUUAUAUCACUUUGAGUGUGGAGAAGGCACUAUUUGGGAUCCGGCCUUACAGACUUGCAAUUAUCCAGAGAGUGUUCAACCGCCGAGAAACUGCAAAACACCACCGCCUGCAGAAAAUCAAGUCACCGAUAGUACGACUGAAUCCACUACGACAUCUUCUUCCGAGCAAACUACAACGGAACAGUCAACUACGACAGAACAGUCAACUACAACGGAGGAAUCGACAACAACAGAACAAUCCACUACAACAGAACAAUCCACCACAACUGAAGAAUCAACAACUACAGAGCAAUCAACAACCACAGAACAAUCCACUACGACUGAAGAAUCAACAACUACAGAGCAAACUACUACAACCGAGCAGUCAACAACAACCGAAGCAACGACUGAUGAAACAACAACGACAGAACAAUCAACAACCACAGAGCAAUCGACAACUACAGAGGAAUCAACCACAACAGAACAAUCUACAACAACUGAAGAAUCAACGACUACUGAGCAAUCCACCACAACGGAACAAUCAACCACAACUGAAGAAUCAACGACUACAGAGCAAUCUACAACAACCGAGCAAUCCACCACUACUGAAGAAACAACGACUACAGAGCAAUCAACCACAACAGACGAAACAACAACAACUGAGCAAUCCACCACAACUGAAGAAUCAACGACAACUGAGCAAUCAACGACAACAGAUGAAACAACUACAACGGAGCAAUCCACAACAACUGAUGAAUCAACGACUACAGAGCAAUCAACGACAACCGAUGAAACAACUACAACGGAGCAAUCCACAACAACUGAUGAAUCAACGACUACAGAGCAAUCAACUACAACCGAUGAAACAACUACAGAGCAAUCCACUACGACAGAUGAAACAACAACUGAAAGUACCACAGAGUCACCACAGGAUUCAUCAUGCCCACCAUUGGAAAGUGGACAGGCGUACUUUGUAUGCCCCACAGGAUUCAGGCGUCACCCAGAGAACUGUAACGAUUUCUAUCAAUGCACUCAACAAGAGGGAAGCAAGGACUACAACAUAGCAGUGUUUAGUUGUCCAAAUGGAACUGUAUACGAUGAAGAGGAGACUCAGUGCUUGCCUCCAGAUCAGACAACUCCAUGCCAAUCGUCACCGUCAGAGAGAUCUUUGCGUGGACUCGCCACGAAGCGAUCAUCGAUUCAGCUCAAGCGAGCAAAGAAACUGUGCCCCAACGAAGGCUUCUUUGCCUUUGAGGAUGCCGCAUGCAGUAACUACUUCGUUAAGUGUGGUCGAAUGGGGAGGGACACGAAGCUCGAGGGAACGCUGUACAGGUGCCCGAAGGGAUACGCCUAUUGGCACGUGAGCAGACGUUGUGAGAAGCCCGCCAGGAUUCCCAAUUGUCGAAUCAACACAUUCGAUGACCGCAACAGAAUUCCUGUGGAGUGGAUCAACCUUGGACGAGGUCGAAGCCUGCGAAUAUAGAUAAGAGAAGAUUUCCUAGCGAGAUAGGCCAUUAGGUAGUUUCGUCAAUUUCAAGUCAGGACGUUGUGGCUAGAGCCACGCGAAUUAAUUGUUAAGUAUCAACGACCACUUUGAACUGAUUUACUAUUAUCAACUAUAUCUGCUAAAAUGAAAAUGAAAAGCUCUUGUUCCGUUCGAGAUCACCUCGUUCGUGGAAGCUCUCGAGCGCUGAACUUGGCCUUUUUUGGGACAACUUCCGGUGUUGGGGUAUUUAUAAUGUGUAUUUACGUGCUCAUCGACUUUCAUUUUAUUGAGACUCUUUCUGAUCCAUUCGAUCCCGAGUAUUUUUCACAAGAAUUCAGCGAAAGUCGUGCUGCAAUUUUAAGGUACUCACUAGGUUAGUUAAUCAAACGAAAGUCGCCAUAAUGAGAAAAUAAAAUCGAUCAAUUGACAGUGUAAUGUAAAUAGUGUGAAUGUGCAUUUAUAAGAAAAGAAAUGCAAAUAAAAA